Molecule: messenger RNA, 963 nt
Organism: Filobasidium floriforme
Lineage: Eukaryota; Fungi; Basidiomycota; Tremellomycetes; Filobasidiales; Filobasidiaceae
Exons: 8
Coding region: 1-963 (320 amino acids)
Biological process (GO): positive regulation of DNA-templated transcription; regulation of transcription by RNA polymerase II
Cellular component (GO): DUBm complex; SAGA complex
Molecular function (GO): transcription coactivator activity
Source: RefSeq, a predicted model, not a curated record
AUGCCUAGCGAACAGGAAAGGCAAAUAGCAGAGCUGAGCGAGAGCCUUCUGGAGGCCAUGGUCGCGGAUCUCGCUACUUCGAUCGCGAUCGCAGGUCAUCGCGAGGUCAAACUCUGCCGGACGCCUUGUCACCGGUGUGGAACUCACUGUCGAGGCAAAGCACAACUACCUCCUCCUUCAGCAACGACGCUGGCACCUCCAACACACCACUCGAACGGGAACAAGUCUAGAUCGUCAACACCACAAUUUGGAGGAGACGGAUCAGGAUCAGGUGGUCAGGUCAAGAACGGCGUGGUGUUAUUACCGUGCCUUUACUGUGGGCGCCAGAUCGCUUCGAACCGUUAUGCUCCGCAUCUAGCGGGCUGCUUGGGGCUCGCUGGAGGUUCACGUCGGACAGCCCGAGCAACAGCUACGGGGAAUGGGAAAUCUCGCAUGGGGUCUGAACGAUCCGCCUCUCUAUACCUGGACAAUGAGUCUGACGCCGGCAGCGAUGCGAGCGGUCCUACGACGCUUUCGACGGCAUCAGCCUCGGCAGCGCCGCCGAAGACGGGCAGAGGUCCUGGACGGCCGCCAAAGAACGCUAACGGCAAAAGGGCAAAUUCACCAGCCACCAAGCCUGGCAACCUUAAGAAGACGAAGAAUAAUACUAACAAUCCACAUCCUCUCACGCAAUCUGCGACCAUCCCGGACUCGCCCCUUACACCAAGUCUACCCCUUUCGGCGGGAUCGAAAGGGGUACCUCGACCAUAUGCGCCAUCUCAGACCCCGCAAGCUCCUGACGCUGAAGGAGAAGAGGAUGCCGAAGGAGAGGAUGACGUCGGUUUCGAUGAUGCGUCGGGUAUCGGUGGGUAUAUGGAUGCGGAGGGGGAAGAGGAUGACGAAUACAUGCACAGCGAUAAUGGGAGUGAUGGAAGUGAGGAUGUGGACGAUAAUGGACAGGAGAUCGAUGAUGACUACGCCUGA